Messenger RNA from Cydia splendana, 1139 nucleotides. RefSeq names its product S-formylglutathione hydrolase. NCBI's taxonomy places the organism in Eukaryota, Metazoa, Arthropoda, Insecta, Lepidoptera, Tortricidae. Gene Ontology annotation, cellular component: cytosol. Gene Ontology annotation, molecular function: S-formylglutathione hydrolase activity. The record is from RefSeq and is a predicted model, not a curated record. The transcript has 5 exons. The coding region runs from base 185 to 1087 and encodes 300 amino acids. Gene Ontology annotation, biological process: formaldehyde catabolic process.
UGGUUUAAUGUGAUUCUGCCUAUAUUAUUACGUUAUCACGGGUCAAGAACCAUUAUCUUAAAUUAAAAUUACAUGAGCUCAGAUAAAAGCAUGGUUCACCAUUGAACAAGUUCACUUUAACUUGGGAUCUAGCCGGCUGCAAGUAACCAAGUGUUAUUUAAAUUACUUGUUAAAAUAUAUCAAAAUGCAGCAUAUCAAAGAGGAAUUUCACCACAAACUAAAAAUGGGUGCCAUAGAGGAAGUCUCUUCUAACAAGAUAUUUGGGGGUUAUCAAAAGGUGUACUCCCAUGAGUCUUCUGAACUAAAAUGCAAAAUGAACUUUUCAAUUUACCUGCCACCUCAAGCUGACGGUGGGGAUGUAAAGCUCCCGGUAAUCUUCUAUCUAUCCGGACUCACAUGUAAUGAGCAAAACUUCAUUACCAAAUCUGGCUUCCAAAGAUAUGCUGCCGAGCAUGGUAUCAUUGUAGUGGGCCCUGAUACAUCUCCCAGAGGUGUGAAGAUACCAGGGGAUGAUGAAUCAUGGGAUUUUGGUGUAUCUGCUGGAUUUUAUUUGGAUGCUACUCAAGAGCAAUGGUCCAAAAACUACAGGAUGGCCAGUUAUGUGAAUAAGGAGUUGUAUGAAUUGAUUCAGCAAGCAUUUAGCAAUGUUGUUGACCCUAAGAGGUUCGGCAUAAUGGGGCACAGUAUGGGAGGUCACGGAGCUUUGGUUUCCACUCUGAGAAACCCUGGUUUAUAUAAAUCUGUGAGUGCAUUUGCGCCUAUCUGCAACCCAACUGCCUGCCCAUGGGGUGUAAAGGCCUUUACUGGAUACUUGGGUGAAGAAAAGAGUAAAUGGGUUGAAUGGGAUGCUACUGAGCUUGUCAAGAAAUAUGAUGGUCCUCCACUGACACUUCUCAUUGAUCAGGGAAGUGCUGACAAAUUUUACAUUGAGAAACAACUUCUACCCGAGAAUUUAGUCGAGGCCUGCCGCUCGGCUGGAGUGCCCGUCAUCCUUAAUCUACGAGAAGGAUAUGAUCAUUCAUACUACUAUAUUUCGACCUACCUCAAUGAACAUUUCGAGUUCCAUGCGAAAAUACUCAAGGCCUAAUUUUAAGCAUUGUCUGACGGAUGUCUCAUACAAAUUGUAUAUUUAAAGUAUU